Messenger RNA from Leptinotarsa decemlineata (Colorado potato beetle), 4201 nucleotides. Its product is annotated as potassium voltage-gated channel protein Shal-like. NCBI's taxonomy places the organism in Eukaryota, Metazoa, Arthropoda, Insecta, Coleoptera, Chrysomelidae. The record is from RefSeq and is a predicted model, not a curated record.
GCGACAUGGUUCCCGCAACAAUUGCUGGAAAGAUAGUCGGAGGAGUGUGCUCCCUGAGUGGUGUGUUGGUAAUAGCUUUGCCAGUACCAGUAAUUGUAUCGAAUUUCAGCAGAAUAUACCACCAAAAUCAAAGAGCAGAUAAACGGAAAGCACAAAGGAAAGCACGGCUAGCCCGAAUCCGAAUCGCCAAAGCCUCCUCAGGCGCCGCUUUCGUGAGCAAAAAGAAAGCGGCUGAAGCCCGAAUAGCUGCUCAAGAAUCGGGAAUUGAACUCGACGAUAACUACAGAGACGAAGACAUCUUUGAACUGCAACAUCACCAUCUUCUGCGUUGUCUGGAAAAGACGACCGAUCGCGAAUUCGUCGAACUGGAAGUACCCUACAACGGCCACCCUAAGAGGCCCGGGUCACCUUCUCCGAUGGCCAGUCCAGCCCAUUCCGCCGUAUCGAUAGGGCUACUUCAGUCCUGUUGCGGUCGUUGCUGUCCGAGGAGGUACCAGCAAACGUGUGGGAAGUACAUGCCAGCUGCAUCGGCAGCUCAGACCAACCAAACGGGCAGCGGGAUGGAUGGAACGUAUCUUGUUGAGGCGUCUUUUUAAGACAUAUCACAUUCAUUGCCUUCAGUGUUACACCAAUUCAAUUGCUGGUUUUUUAUACUAUCGGCCUAACUGUGCGCUGCAAAUUCCUCAUUAUCAUAAUUACAUGGAUAUCAGUUUUCUAAUUGUAUCUGCUAAAAAAGUUCCUCCACUUCUCGAUUUCUAUCUAGGAAUCUGGAUAGUUCUUUCAGCUUCAUAUUAAGCAAACCAACACUACUUUCCUUUGGGCCUACGAAACUUUUUCGUAAUACGUUUUCUGGUUUCGUAAACUGUAAUAUGUCUCAAGUAAAACAGCUGUGCUAAAGUUAUUCCUAAAGGUGGCUUCACUAUAACCAUUGUGGCACAUUUUUGAAGAUCAGAUGAAAUCAUAAAAACUGAUGUUUGCUGUUCGAAAAAUCUGAACAGACUGAACAGAAAAAAUAUGCAUUGGAUUCAUUCAUAUCUGAACGUUACUAUUAAUAGGCAGAAUAAAUAUUCACUUCAAUCAUGAAGUGAAUAUAAUGCUCAAAAGAAACAUGUGAAUGUGUGAACUUCAUAUUUCAAAAAAAUAUAUUGUGAGGCCACACAAACCUAAUUGAACCCGAUUCAAUAUAUUAUUGAAUCACAUUCAGAUAAAGUUAUAUUCCUGCAAUAUGGUGUACAAUAUGGUGUAUCUAUAUCACUAUGGGCUUGUAGGAUAAUGGCUGGUUAAAACUUCUGAGGUUAUUAUGUUGUCUGGAGAAGUACCUACAAUACUAAGUAAACUUCCAGAUUUUUGAAUCGAUUUUCAUUUGAAAAUUUACAAUAUACCAUACGAUUAUAUUUUGGGGAUAAAUUCUAAAUAUUGAUAAAUUUUGAAUGGCUAGGCCAAUUUUCAGGAAUGAAGUGGCGUUGGAAACUAAAAGAGGUUGAGGGGCUUGAGAAUCCUAAUCACAAUUUUCAUGCCAUUAGAUAGUAUAAUUGUUAUUUUGUAUUCAGAGGUCAUCCCAUGUGAAUGAUUUGAUUGAUUUUGGUUACAGAAGCUCAAACAAAAUAAGUCACAUAACUAGAAAAAUCAAUAGCAUCAUUUUUCAAACCAACUUUCAUUUACAUGCUCUGAAAAAAAAUAUAAACUUUGAAUUGUAUCAAAAUCAUCAAUUGAUCAUAUUUUUGGGAGAAGAGAAUUUUUUUUUUAAGACAUGGAAACUCUUCGGUAUGGGACUUCACCUGUAUUGAUAUUUUGGUUCAUUUUCAUCUUGAGUUGACUUCACAAACGACUGGUAGACUGAAAAAUGAAACUGCAGAAAUAUAAUUUCCUGAGUGUUCGAUACAUUUUCUAUCCAAUCGUCGUUGAAACAUUCGGUAACUAUGGUUUUGCCCCUGAAUUUUCGAAAGUUAUUCGUCAAAAACUGAUUAUAGUAACAGGUGAUUAAAACAAUUUUUUUUGGAACAUCGAAUCAGCAUUGCAAUUCAGUAAGGAAAUGUUUUCCUUUCCCAAAAUCUUUAUGAAAUCUUCAUUCGCCCCCAAAAGUUGCUUAUGUGCUUCAAUUUUUAUGACAUUUAUCUCCAGCCCUUUAUAUGAAAAAUUAUCAAUACGCAGAUGAAAGUAAAUCAGAUUCAAGUUCUGUGGAUGAAAAUAGUAGUGGUGAAUGGAGCACAGUUUCAUUAUCAGAACGGGGAACAGUUUUUGGAUUAUUUGAAUGAUAUCAAUACUAGUACUUCUAGUCCGAAGGGUAUUCUAAUUAAAGCUACCGCAGAAAUGAUCAAAGAACUGUGGUCUGCAGAUUUAUUAGAUGAAAUGGUGAACACAUCUUCCUCAAAAACGAAAUUCAGCAGAACACCCAUGAAUUUCUCUGCUAUCUUUCAUUUUAUAGAAUCACCGAUAAUCCUGAAUCAAUCUUGACGAAAAUUGAUUUGAAAUUGAACAACAGCGAAAAAGAACAAGUUCAGUGACAGUUUUGCCGCUCAGUUAAUAUCUAUAUUAAAAUUUUCAAACUGUGUUCACUCUUUGAUAUUUUUCAAUACGUCUGGAGUUUGUCUUUUCCCAUGCCACAAGAACUGAUCAAGUGAGAUCAUUACUAUGUUUGGAUAACUAUACAAGGAAAUCAAACUCUAAAUGAGGACGAAAAACCAACGUGUUUGAAGUGCAAAGAAAGAAGAACAUGUACGAAAUCCUUCUCAAUACAUGCGUUUCUUGGAAUUUCAGUAAUAAGUGUGAAGAGAUUUUCCCAAACAGAUAGAUUCAAAAGCAACUGAAUGUUAUCAUAGACUUUCUUCUGGAAUGUUUAGACAUGGGUUAUUACGAGUAUACAGUAGAUAAUGUAGAACAUUUUUUAAUAAUUUCUAAGCAGUGUCUAAUCAAAAUUGGACUACUUACAGAGGACAUAACAGGACUAACUGUAGACUCCCAUACAUAGACAAGUGGCGUAAAUACAACGAUUUACAAUGAAUUUUACUUUAAUAACUAUAUGUAAUGAAUCUAAAAAAUGACUCCUCCUCGUUUGAUUGAUUUAAUUUAAAGUUAAUUUGUUUCGUUUCAGAGCAUGUGAAUAUAAGCUUGUUGGAAAGAACAUUUGUUCUCAUAUGAACCAUUUCAUUUCAAAAACUAUUUGCGACCCUGGGAAAUAUGAAGGUUAUAAUCUACCGGCCAUACCUAGCCAAAACUGAAGACGGAAACAGUUAUCUUCUUUAUUUCAACAUAUGAUAUCAAAUUCAAGCUUCCUAUCGAUAUGCUUAUCGAACUAACAGUUCAUGAGUAGAUCAUAGAUAUGUACUCGUAGGUGCAAUCGUUGACUACCUUCCUGAAGGCCUUACAUUUGAGAAAAUCAUGAACUAUGAGUAUUAUAAAUACUAUCUAUAUUCUCCUACAUUCGAAUAGUUUAUUAUUCUUAGAGAAUUUCAAAUCUUCUCUAUAAAUGGUCCACCGAAAAUAAGGAGUUGUGAAAGAGCGUGACCUGCACGUUAUUUUGCACAUGUUCAGUGUUAUUGGUCAACGAAUUUGAGCCCUCGACCCAUUAUCUCACAGGCAAACAAAUUCCGUUAUUUUCAGACUGCUCAAAUCAUUUUUACACUAUUUUCUAUUCCGUAGUUUUGAUUUCCUUUUCCAAUUUGCCUUGAAAUUCUUUUCAAAAUUGUAAACGUGCAAAAUUUUCGUGCUCCAUACUCGUGACGCUGUUCGUGUGGGAAUAUCAAGAGACACUUGAUAGGAAAAAAAUACCACCAUCUGACAACCCACUGUUACUGAUAGUGAUGAGAAAUUGGGAAGUUAUUCUUCAUCCAAAACAACGCUUAUGGUGAAGAUCAGAACAAUUCCUUAACCUCCCAUAUCAUGUAAUGUCGUUACAUGGCAGUGUAGAUGAAUAUUUCAAUAUGCUGGGAAUCACACGUUGAAAAAAGUAAGGACCUUGUUCUUCCUCACCUCAUAUAAGUUUGGAUUAUCAAUUGCUGUAUCAUUUUCCAAAUUUCUAACUAAUCAUUCCAAAAAAUAUUUCAUCUCAGGAGCUUCAAAGUCUGACAUAUGAGUUUUUUUGUUGAAAUUUGCAAAAAUAAAAUACGAAAUUUGAUUAACUGAAAACUGAGUUCAUGAGAAUGAUAAUGACGUAUUUGGGAGCCGUAAUAGUGGAAAGCAUAUAGUAAACUCUCCAAAACUG